Messenger RNA from Protobothrops mucrosquamatus (brown spotted pit viper), 1476 nucleotides. It is a transcript of the gene ZBTB34, whose product is annotated as zinc finger and BTB domain containing 34. The record is from RefSeq and is a predicted model, not a curated record. Lineage: Eukaryota; Metazoa; Chordata; Lepidosauria; Squamata; Viperidae. Gene Ontology annotation, molecular function: protein binding; DNA-binding transcription factor activity, RNA polymerase II-specific; RNA polymerase II cis-regulatory region sequence-specific DNA binding. The transcript has a single exon. Bases 1 to 1476 code for a protein of 491 amino acids. Gene Ontology annotation, biological process: regulation of transcription by RNA polymerase II.
AUGGACAGCAGCAGCUUCAUCCAGUUUGACGUCCCUGAAUACAGCAGCAGCGUCCUGAGCCAGCUGAAUGAGCUCCGCCUGCAGGGCAAGCUUUGCGACAUCAUUGUGCACAUCCAGGGCCAGCCGUUCCGCGCUCACAAAGCUGUUUUAGCCGCCAGCUCUCCCUACUUCCGCGACCAUUCGGCGUUAAACACCAUGAGUGGCCUGUCCAUCUCCGUCAUCAAAAACCCCAGCGUCUUCGAGCAGCUGCUUUCCUUUUGCUACACUGGACAGAUGUCUCUGCAGCUGAAGGACGUGGUCAGCUUUCUGACGGCCGCCAGCUUCCUCCAGAUGCAGUGCGUCAUCGACAAAUGCACCCAGAUCCUCGAAAGCAUCCAUUCGAAAAUCAGCGUCGGGGAAGUCGACUCGGUCACGAUCGGGGCCGAAGAUCCUCUGGAGAACCACAACGGCCUGAAGGAGAGUAGCUAUUUUGCCAACCCCGUGGAGAUUUCUCCUCCCUACUGCCCGCAGGGGCGUCCGCCGGCUUCAGGGAACGACCUCCGGAUGGAAACGGCGCCGACCGGCGCUCUCCGCGGCCGCCUGCAAGAAGAAGGCCACUCGGACCGGGGGAGCAGCGGGAGCGUUUCGGAGUACGAGAUUCAAGUCGAAGGGGAUCACGACCCGGUGGAGCUGAUCGUUCGAGAGAGCCAGACGGCCGAGGUGAAAGUCAAAAUGGAAAAAUCCGACCGGCCGAGCUGCUCAGACAGCUCUUCGCUUGGCGACGACGGCUACCACACGGAAAUGGUCGACGGAGAACAAGUGGUGGCAGUGAACGUCGGGUCCUACGGCUCCGUCUUGCAAAACGCUUUCUCGUACUCCCAGGGAUCCUCGCAGCCUGCUCCCGUCUCCGAAUCCUUCGGAAGCCUCAGGAGCUCGGGCAGGUCCAUGCUCGGCUCCUACCGAGGCCGCGGGCGACAGAAGCGGGUCUCCGCCAGCCACUUGCACAGCGACGUUUCCGGCCUCGUGUCGGGAGCCGACGGCGAGCCCUCAGCCCACCCGCCGGGCUACGAGAGCGGCCCCCGGGAGAGGAAUUCCCGAGGCCACUGGUACGCCUACAGCGAGCGGCUGAUCUGCAUCUACUGCGGGAAGUCUUUCAACCAGAAGGGCAGCCUCGACCGGCACAUGAGGCUUCACAUGGGCAUCACCCCCUUCGUGUGCAAGUAUUGCGGGAAGAAAUACACCCGCAAGGAUCAGCUCGAGUACCACAUCCGCGGCCACACCGACGACAAGCCCUUCCGUUGCGAAGUCUGCGGGAAGUGCUUUCCUUUCCAAGGGACCCUGAACCAGCACUUGCGGAAGAACCAUCCGGGCGUGGCCGAAAUCCGUAGCCGGGUGGAGUCGCCCGACCGAACAGAAGUCUAUAUGGAACAGAGAGACGACGAGGCGUCCGCCACCGAGACUCUGGAUUAUACCAUGGAUGUGCACACCCCCGAUUAA